Molecule: messenger RNA, 1006 nt
Organism: Camelus dromedarius (Arabian camel)
Lineage: Eukaryota; Metazoa; Chordata; Mammalia; Artiodactyla; Camelidae
Gene: BACC1
Product: chromosome 16 C17orf49 homolog
Exons: 6
Coding region: 217-795 (192 amino acids)
Cellular component (GO): MLL1 complex; NURF complex
Source: RefSeq, a predicted model, not a curated record
CGGUGUCUUCCACUCUCCUCUCCGCACCCGGAGGCGGCCUAAGUAACUGCGGCUGGUGAGGCGGCGGGAGGUCGAGCUGGAGCCAAUCAGCUGCGGAAAGAGGCGGGACUUCCUGCGCGGGGGCCGGAGCCGUUCGGUCGCCGGGCUCUCCGUGGUCCCGGCUUGGCUUCGUGGUAGCGGCGGCGGCUGCGGCUCCGUGAGGAGGAGCGCGGGGCCAUGACGUCAGCGUCCACAAAGGUCGGAGAGAUCUUCUCCGCCGCGGGCGCCGCCUUCACGAAGCUCGGCGAGCUGACCAUGCAGCUGCAUCCCGUGGCCGACUCUUCCCCCGCGGGUGCCAAGUGGACGGAGACGGAGAUAGAGAUGCUGAGGGCUGCUGUGAAGCGAUUUGGGGACGAUCUUAAUCACAUCAGCUGUGUCAUCAAGGAACGGACAGUGGCUCAAAUAAAGGCCACUGUGAAACGAAAGGUGUAUGAAGACUCCGGCAUCCCCCUUCCAGCUGAUUCACCCAAGAAAGGGCCCAAGAAGGUGGCAUCUGGUGUCUUGUCGCCUCCUCCAUCUGCCCCUCCACCAAGCAGCUCCAGUGCCUCUGAGGCCGGGGGUCCCCCCAUAAAGAAACAGAAGGCUGAUGUGACACUCAGUGCUCUGAACGACUCGGACGCCAACAGUGACCUGGUGGAUAUUGAAGGGCUAGGAGAAACUCCUCCAGCCAAGAAACUCAACUUCGACCAGGACAGCCUGACCCUGGAUUCUGGCCUUCUCUUGACCUCUGCUGAUCCUCCUCUGCUCUCUUGCUGAGCCUUUCACCUCUGACCCCUCCCACUGUUCACCCUGGACCUGUGGAUCGCCUGGGACUCUGAGCAGGGCCUGCAUGAGUGAGGGGUGAAAACCUGCGGGAAUCGCCCAUCUUGCUGUUCCUGUAUGAGCAUCUGCCCCCAACCCCUUUGACUCCCCCCCCCCGUCCGAUGGACAUUUUUAUACAGAAGACAAUAAAGAUCUCCCUCUUAGC